Phaethon lepturus (White-tailed tropicbird) is the source of this 3507-nucleotide messenger RNA. RefSeq names its product NLR family, CARD domain containing 3 (gene NLRC3). Gene Ontology annotation, cellular component: cytosol. The transcript has 19 exons. Gene Ontology annotation, molecular function: protein binding. Gene Ontology annotation, biological process: negative regulation of canonical NF-kappaB signal transduction; regulation of apoptotic process. NCBI's taxonomy places the organism in Eukaryota, Metazoa, Chordata, Aves, Phaethontiformes, Phaethontidae. Bases 1 to 3507 code for a protein of 1168 amino acids. The record is from RefSeq and is a predicted model, not a curated record.
AUGCGUCGCCCCGAACCGGAGGCCUUUGAGGAGCCGGCUGCACGGGCGAACCCCGCCGUGACGGGACGGGGAGAAGGCGGUGGCCGGGCCGAGGGUUUCCGCGCGUUUUGGGGCGCGCAGCCGCGCUGGAGCGGGCUUUUCUCUGCUCCUUCAGAGGCUUGGAUCGAUCGCUACCACAAGCAGCUGGUGAGGUCCAUCUCGCCGCAGUUCCUGGAGGAGAUCAUCUGCUACCUGCGGAGGCUGGACCUCCUCACGGCGGAGGAGGCCGGCCGGGCACAGGAGGUGAGCUCCCUGCCCGAGCAGGUGAGGGCGGUGGUGGAUGUCCUGGCUGGCAAGGGCAGCUACGCCUCCCAGUCCCUGCAGACCUUCAUCAAGACCACCAAUUCCCAGCUCUACCUCCACAUCACUGUCUAUGUGGUCACUGGACCAUGUAAGUCCAAACCCAUGGUGCAGAAGCACCUGGAGAGCCUCCAAAGCUAUUAUGGGAAUGGCUUGGAAACAGGUCCCCUCCAGCGACUCAGGAACCUGUUGCUGGUGGAAGGCUUGACCGAUAUCCAGCAGAAGGAGCAUGACAUCCUGCAGAUUGAAGCCACCAAAGGCCUACGAAAUGCAUCCAAGAGCAUCCCUCUGGAGAAGCUCUUCCUGCCUCUCUCCAAGGUCAGCAUCGCACCUCGGAUCUCUGUCACCAUCGGAGUGGCCGGGAUUGGCAAAAGCACACUGGUGAAGCUGUUUGUCUACACCUGGGCAAAGGGCGAGAUCAACAGGGACAUCAUCUUUGUGCUGCCCCUCACCUUCCGGGAGCUCAACACCUACGAGAAGCUCUCUGCCGAGAGGCUCAUCUGCUUGGCAUUCCCUCACAUCACCGAGCCGAACUGCAUCUCGGCGGGAGCCGCCAGGACCCUGCUGAUCCUCGACGGCUUGGAUGAGUUCAAGACUCCCUUGGAUUUUUCCAACACAGUAGUAUGCACUGAUCCCAAAAAGGAGAUCCAAGUGGACAACCUGAUCACCAACAUCAUACGUGGCAACCUGCUGCAGGAGGCUUCUGUCUGGGUCACAUCGCGGCCAACAGCAGCCAGCCAAAUCCCUGGCGGGCUUGUUGACCGGAUGACGGAAAUACGAGGUUUUGGAGCUGCAGAGAUGAAGGACUUCUUGGACCAGAUGUUCCUUGACAACAGAGACCUAUCCAGCCAAGUCCUGCAUCACAUCAGGGCUAACAGGUCGUUAUACGUCAUGUGCACCGUUCCCGGCUUUUGCUGGAUUUCUGGCUCCUCAAUUGGUUACUACCUAAAAAAUAGCACCGAUCAAUCCCAAGAAACAACCGCCGUCCCCAAGACCCUGUCAGAAAUCUACUCCUAUUAUUUUAAAAUGGCUCUGAGCAGCGACUGGCUGGAAAAGCCAAGAGAAACACUCAGGAUCGAGCAGGCUGUCAACAGCAGCAAGAAGAUAGUGGGCAGCCUGGGCAGACUGGCCUUCUACGGGCUGCUCAAAAAGAAACACGUGUUCUAUGAGCAGGACAUGAAAGCGUACGGCAUUGACCUUUCCCUGCUGCAGAGCAGCUUGUGCAGUCGACUCCUACUCAAAGAAGAGAUGCAGUCCUUCACAGCCUACUACUUCUCCCACUUAACCAUACAGGAGUUUCUAGCGGCUAUUUAUUAUUACACGGCUGCAAAGCGGGCAAUAUUCGACCUCUUCACGGAGAGUGGGAUGUCCUGGCCCAAGUUGGGUUUCCUCAACCACUUCAGGAGUGCUGUUCAGAGGUCGCUGCAGGCAGAGGACAGGCAGCUGGACAUCUUUGUGCGUUUUCUCUCCGGGCUCCUCUCCCCGCAGGUGAACAAGCUGCUCUCUGGGUGGCUGCUGGUGAAGGAUGAGCACAACAGCUUCAGGAGCCAAGCGAUCAGCUUCCUCCAGGGUUGCCUGAACACCGACUACAUCAUCUCCUCGCGGACAGUGAACACCAUGCACUGCCUGUAUGAAAUUCAGCACAUGGAAAUCGCUAAGACUGUGGAAGAAGCCAUGAAGAACGAGAGCUUGGCUGGGACACUCACCCCCGUGAACUGCUCUGCCCUAGCUUAUCUCCUGCAGGUCUCCGACAUCUGCAUGGUGGAGACAAACCUCUCCAACUGCCUCACCUACAACGUCUGUAAGAGCCUGCUCUCCCAGCUCCUCUUCUGCCACAACCUCAGGCUGGACAAUAACCAGUUUAAGGACAACGUGAUGGAGCUGCUGGGCAGCGUGCUGAGCGUGAAGGACUGCCAGAUCCAGAAGCUCAGCUUAGCAGAAAAUCAGAUCAGCAAUAAGGGAGCCAAGGCACUGGCCAGGUCACUGAUGGUGAACAGGAGCCUGACGGUGCUGGACCUGCGGAGCAACUCCAUCGGCCCCACCGGAGCAAAAGCACUGGCUGAUGCGCUGAAAAAAACUUCGCUCCUCUCUCCUUGCAGCCUGCAGCACCACGCCAUCAAGGAGGAUGUGAGUGACCACGACCUGCUGUCCCCCACCCCCAGCCCCCCAGAAGACCCAGGUGCCGCUGAUGGGGACGUGGCACCUGAUAUUCAUGGGUGCCUUCCUCACCUUCGCAGCCUGCAGAAAAACGCCAUCGGAGCCCACGGUGCCGGGAAAAUAGCAGAGGCACUGAAGCGGAACCGCGGCCUGAAGGAGCUGGCACUCUCCAGCAACUCGGUAGGAGACAACGGCUCGGUUGCCUUGGCCGAAGCUCUGAAGGUGAACCACAGUCUGCAAAGCCUCGAUCUCCAGAGCAACUCCAUCAGCAGCGCUGGGGUCACCGCCCUGACAGCGGCUCUCUGCUCCAACAAGGGGCUCAUCAACCUCAACCUGAGGGAGAACUCCAUCAGCAAGGAGGGAGGCCCCGCCAUCGCCCGUGCCCUGCGGACCAACAGCACCCUCAGGAAGCUGGACUUAGCGGCCAACCUGCUGUACGACGAGGGCGGCAAGGCCAUCGCUUUGGCCAUGAAAGAGAACCGGGCGCUCACGUCCCUCCACUUGCAGUGGAACUUCAUCCAAGCAAAAGCUGCUGCUGCCCUAGCACAAGCACUACGGUCCAACGGCAGCCUGGCCAGCCUUGACUUGCAGGAGAACGCCAUCGGAGAUGAGGGAACAGCCGCCCUCUCCGCCGCACUGAAGGUCAACACAACCCUAGCAGACCUCCACCUGCAGGUAGCUUCAGUUGGUGCAGUUGGUGCCCAAGCCCUGGCAGAAGCCUUGAUGGUCAACAAGAGCCUGCAGAUCCUGGACUUGCGGGGAAACUCCAUCGGCGUGGCAGGGGCCAAGGCGAUGGCCAACGCACUGAAGGUGAACCGCAGCCUCCGCCGGCUCAACCUGCAGGAAAACUCCCUGGGCAUGGACGGAGCCAUCUGCAUCGCCACUGCGCUGAAGGGCAACCACGGCCUCACCUACGUGAACCUGCAGGGGAACUGCAUCGGCCAGUCGGGAGCCAAGAUGAUCUCAGACGCUAUCCGGACAAACUCACCCAACUGCGUCGUGGACAUCUGA